AUGCACUGCAGCUGCUUGGCUGAGAGCACCCCUGCCAUCCCUAGCAACUACUGGAUCUCAGGCUUGGCCUUCCCCGACUGGGCCUACAAAGCUGAGUCGUCCCCAGGCUCCCGGCAGAUCCAGCUGUGGCACUUCAUCCUAGAGCUGCUACAGAAGGAGGAGUUCCGCCAUGUCAUUGCCUGGCAGCAGGGAGAAUACGGGGAGUUUGUCAUCAAGGACCCAGACGAGGUGGCCCGCCUCUGGGGCCGUAGGAAAUGCAAACCACAGAUGAAUUAUGACAAGCUGAGCCGGGCCCUCAGAUACUACUACAAUAAGAGGAUCCUGCACAAGACCAAAGGCAAGAGGUUCACUUACAAGUUCAACUUCAGCAAGCUCAUCAUAGUCAACUACCCUCUAUGGGAGAUGCAAGCACCACCAUCACCCCACUUGCUGCUGGGAGCCCCUACCUUGUGUCGCCCAGCUCUGGUGCCCAUGGGUGUGCAGAGCGAGCUCCUGCAAAGCAUGCUGUUCACUCACCGGGCCAUGGUGGAGCAGCUGGUUGGCCAGUGGACCCCGAGAGGGCCCCCAGGGGCCUCUGGAGAUAAGAAGGGAAGCAGCAACAGUGACCAUCGGCUUGGCUCUGCCCCAGCCCCCUGCCGGCUGGGUUCCUGCUGCCAUUUCAGGAACCUCCCAGAUGAGCUGCCCGGUUUUGUCUCCUUCACCCCUCCCCUGCCGCCUCUUCUCCCUUCCGACUGGACUCGCCUCUCAAGGCCCUUCUUGCCCCCUCCCCCCACCACAGAGCAGCAACUUCUGGGGUCCUCCAAGCCAGACAUCCUGCUCCCAGGCCCCAGUUGCCCCCCAGGGACCCGGCAUUUUCCAGGGCUCCCCCUGGUGGCAGGGCUGGGACAAGGGGCUGGCGAGAGGCUUCGGCUCCUGUCCCUGAGGCCCGAAGGGCUAGGGGAAAAGCUUGAUCCCCUCAUGGGGACAAAAGGGGCCAUGGAUCUGAGGGAGAGCCUCUCCCCAGAGGCCCAUGGACUCAAAAUUGGGGAGGAAAGCCCUACAUCCCCCAAUCUGGAGAUUUUCAAAGCAGUGUGGCCCUUGGAUCCUCCUUAA
Messenger RNA from Orycteropus afer afer, 1092 nucleotides. Its product is annotated as ETS translocation variant 3-like protein. Lineage: Eukaryota; Metazoa; Chordata; Mammalia; Tubulidentata; Orycteropodidae. The record is from RefSeq and is a predicted model, not a curated record. Gene Ontology annotation, molecular function: DNA-binding transcription factor activity, RNA polymerase II-specific; sequence-specific DNA binding. Gene Ontology annotation, cellular component: nucleus. Gene Ontology annotation, biological process: cell differentiation; regulation of transcription by RNA polymerase II.